AUCUCUUAAAAAUCGAUAUACUUUGUAUUAGCACUGAUAUACAUCUUAUAACUUCCGAUAAGUCUAUCUUGAUCGUGAAUACCUAUAUAAACCGCAAUAGCCAAGCGAUUUUUUGUUAGAGCGCAACUCGCAGUCAAAAUGGCUUGCAAAAUGUUUGGAUUGUUUUUCUUUAUCGCUGUAGCUACUUCAGGUACCAGCGCUUUAACCCAAAUCUUCCUCGAAGAUGAACACAUCUCGUUCCUGACCAAUGACCUCAUCGCAAAAACUCUGACCAUCCCAAAAUUCACCUUCGAUACCCUUCAGUCAUGCCACGUCGUUCUCCCCAACGGAACGAUGGUAGAAGCCUACCCUAACAAUGAACUCAACGACCCUCACAUAUCCUUCUUGAAUGCGGUUCAGCCAUUUGUGAGCUGUGGGAUUGGUAUCUUAGGAGCGCCUACUUCCUACUCUGGGACGUAUGAGCUUUACUCCGUUGUGGAGGACUGGACCGGUUUGGGACUGAGUUUGACCAGGAAGAAGUUUCACCUCACUUUGAGAGAGGGUGACUCUUGGCUUAUUCCAAGUGAGAAUUAAUAAUAAACGGUAAUCGUGUUUUGA
Cydia pomonella (codling moth) is the source of this 597-nucleotide messenger RNA. RefSeq lists its product as uncharacterized. The transcript is spliced from 2 exons. The coding region runs from base 139 to 573 and encodes 144 amino acids. The record is from RefSeq and is a predicted model, not a curated record. NCBI's taxonomy places the organism in Eukaryota, Metazoa, Arthropoda, Insecta, Lepidoptera, Tortricidae.